AAGUAACAGAUGCACUUUUUGUUCGUUCUAGUAGGCUGCAAAAAAGAGGAAAAGGGAAGGGUUCAAUUAGGGUUUGUGAAAUCGAAACUUGUUUGAAACACGCGAAGAUGAGCCGGAGUUUAGGGAUUCCAGUGAAGCUUCUUCACGAGUCGUCUGGUCAUACCGUGACGGUUGAGUUGAAGAGCGGUGAGCUGUACAGAGGAAGCAUGAUCGAGUGCGAGGAUAACUGGAACUGUCAGCUCGAGAACAUCACCUAUACCGCCAAGGAUGGUAAGGUAUCACAGCUUGAGCAUGUUUUCCUUCGAGGCAGCUUAGUGAGGUUUAUAAUCAUACCAGACAUGCUAAAGAAUGCUCCAAUGUUCAAGGAUACUAAGGGCAAGGGAAAGGGCUCUUCAAUAGGUGUAGGCAGAGGUAGAGGUGGUGCUAUGCGAGGCAGAGGUACUGGGCGUGGAACAAGAGGAGGAAGGGGAGCGGUGAGAUAGUUAAACCCUCGAAAUGUAGCUUCUCGACUCUUUAAGACAAUAUCUGCAGUAUCCACCAUCUUCAAACUUGUCACUUAUGCAUUUUAAAGUACACAGUAAGUAAAAUCUCUAACAAGAAGACAGGGAAGAGGGACUACUUCUGUGUUUUGAGUUACUAAGAUGUUUGAAACAUUGACAUGUUUUUCAUCAGAUGGUGUUUUAAGAGAAUUGCCACAUCUUAUGUAGAAGAUAUAACGAUGCGAAUUUCCGUAAUGGUUCGUUUUUUUUAGUCGUGGAAAUCAGAAAAUGAUGCUUUUCUAGUA
Camelina sativa (false flax) is the source of this 784-nucleotide messenger RNA. RefSeq names its product small nuclear ribonucleoprotein SmD3b. The record is from RefSeq and is a predicted model, not a curated record. NCBI's taxonomy places the organism in Eukaryota, Viridiplantae, Streptophyta, Magnoliopsida, Brassicales, Brassicaceae. Gene Ontology annotation, biological process: RNA processing; spliceosomal snRNP assembly. Gene Ontology annotation, molecular function: RNA binding. Gene Ontology annotation, cellular component: spliceosomal complex.